Anolis sagrei ordinatus is the source of this 1994-nucleotide messenger RNA. It is a transcript of the gene MAGT1, whose product is annotated as magnesium transporter 1. Gene Ontology annotation, cellular component: oligosaccharyltransferase complex. The record is from RefSeq and is a predicted model, not a curated record. NCBI's taxonomy places the organism in Eukaryota, Metazoa, Chordata, Lepidosauria, Squamata, Anolidae.
CGUGUCUCCGUGAGGGGAAAGGCGGCGGAGAGUGUCAUGGCGGCGCGUCUCCCCCUCAGGCUUCUGGGCCUGGCCUUCGCCGCCCUCUGCUUGGUCGCCACAGGCGUCGGAGGGCAGAAGAAGAAGGAGAUGGUGCUUUCGGAAAAAGUGAACCAGUUAAUGGAGUGGACGAGCAAAAGGUCCGUCAUUCGUCUCAAUGGUGACAAGUUCCGUCGUCUGGUGAAGGCGCCACCGAGAAACUACUCUGUGAUUAUCAUGUUCACUGCGCUUCAGCCUCACCGACAAUGUGUUGUGUGCAAGCAAGCUGAUGAAGAAUACCAGAUUCUGGCCAACUCCUGGCGAUACUCAAGUGCAUUUACCAACAGGAUCUUCUUUGCCAUGGUUGAUUUCGAUGAAGGCUCUGAUGUCUUUCAGAUGCUGAACAUGAACUCUGCUCCAACAUUCAUUAACUUCCCGGCGAAAGGAAAACCAAAAAGAGGGGACACGUAUGAGCUGCAGGUGCGAGGUUUUGCUGCAGAACAGCUGGCCCGCUGGGUGGCUGAUCGGACCGACGUCCAUAUCCGAGUGAUAAGGCCUCCGAACUACGCUGGGCCCUUGAUGCUGGGCCUGCUGCUGGCAGUCAUUGGUGGCCUGGUGUACUUAAGGAGAAGCAACCUGGAUUUUCUGCAUAACAAGACCGGAUGGGCGUUAGCUGCGUUGUGCUUCGUUCUAGCCAUGACUUCGGGGCAAAUGUGGAACCACAUCCGAGGGCCGCCCUAUGCGCAUAAGAAUCCUCACACAGGCCAAGUGAACUAUAUCCACGGAAGCAGCCAGGCUCAGUUUGUGGCCGAAACACACAUUGUUCUCUUGUUCAAUGCUGGUGUGACCCUGGGGAUAGUGCUCUUACAUGAAGCAGCAACGUCUGACUUGGAAGUGGGGAAGAGAAAAAUAAUCUGUAUGGCUGGGAUUGGUCUGGUCGUGGUGUUCUUCAGCUGGCUGCUCUCCAUAUUUAGAUCAAAAUACCAUGGCUAUCCAUACAGCUUCCUCAUGAGUUAAGGGACGUUGGAGCUGCGCUCUUCCCUCGGCAUGGACCAGAAGCGUUCAGUAUGUGGAUCAUGCUACCUCUACUUGAAAUUAACGAAAUUGUUGCACACGAAACCAAAGAUGUCUAGUGCCUUGAAGAAAAAAAGAGUUUGCCCUGAAAGCCCUAGAGAUAUUACGCCGUGUUGCCAUCCUCAGUUGAUUUGGGGUCGUUUAGAAUUGUUAGUUUUUAAAGAAGUCACACCUUUCCUAUAAUUCUCAUGCCGCAACCCCAAGAGCCUUCUCAGGCUCCUGUUCCUCCAGAAAAAAAUAAUAUAUCCUGAUUUGACAGCUCUACGGAUCACCGUGCUUUCCCACUUUCUCUAGGAUUGAGGAGGGAACUGCUGGAUAGAGCUUGCUUUCCCAAUGGCAGGGGGCUCAGAAACCUUGGAACGUCACGCAAUCCCUUUGGUCUCAUAUUGCUGCUUUUCUAGCAGCCCUGGUGACCAUUUUCCUCCCAUCCGAUAUCCCUUGUUGUUGGGUUUGGCACAUUCUAAUGGUUAAGGUUACGUUUGGGUGCAACAGGCUUCAGAGCAAGGCCGCUUUCGGGGAGAGGGGACACCCCAAAAGAGGAAUAGGUGUUGUACAAAAAGCCUACCUUCCACAUUUUUAUUUUAGCCAGCAAAGUUUAAGGGUUGUUGUAGGUUUUUCCGGGCUUUAUGGCCAUGUUCUGGAGGCAUUUUCUCCUGACGUUUCGCCUGCAUCCCGCAAGGCUCCAUUCUGUCUCUCAUGCUUUUUAACAUCUACAUGAAACCGCUGGGAGAGGUCAUCCGGAGUUUUGGAGUUGGGUGCCAUCUCUAUGCAGAUGACACACAACUCUACUACUCCUUUCCACCUAACUCCAAGGCAGGCUCUGUCGUGGCUCCGGUCCUUCCUAGAGGGUCGAUCCUCAGAGGUAGUGACGUCUAUUGGAAGUGGGAAAAUGGGUUUAUAUA